AUGGCAGUAACCAACAUCUCGUUCGAUCAACCCCUCAUUGCCCAAGAGGUCACCUGUUAUUACCCUAUCAGCGAUAUAUACGCGCCGACUCCACGAUAUCUUUACUAUGUCCUCCUGGCCUUGAGCUUCAUCACGCCUAGCCAUGGUUGGGUCGCCCACAUCAUCUUCGGAGCCGCAGUCUCAUAUGCCGCCACUGCUUCACUUGAAGCUUUUAUCCUGCUUUCCGCUCAUCUUGGCUUACCGCCUGCCCAGAAUGUCACGAUAGCCUAUCUGGAUCCAGGAAACCUGACAGAUAUCUCGGAUGACUUGCAAGCACUUGUGACGAACACCACCAAUGUUCCCGUGCAGCCUGACUACUUGGAGCUCGACAUUGAUGCAGUCACUUGCAUUGUGAUUACCGCGUACCUCGUGGGCUUGCCGCUGCAGUGUUGGUCAAGCACCGCUCGAACCAGUCGAAUUCUCCAUCUGCUGAUCUUCAUCUGGAAUAUAAUUAUGCUUGCAGGCUCAAUAUCGGUGCUGGUCCUUUGGCCGACUCUGAAUGUUGGACCCCCUCAAUAUCGCUUCUGUUAUUCAGGCAUCGUGGAUGGCAACACCAUGCAAAGUAGCGGCUGGGACGAUCAAUACUGGGCCGGGUCUUGGAAUUCAACCGUCUGGGGUCUGUUUGGACCGUCGGUCAUCGACAACGAACGAUGGUUGAAUCUUUCAACGAAUUGCUUCUAUCCAUGCUUCAACACGUCUCAGAUCCUACGAGAGUCAACGCGGCUAAGGGCGACAGUAGUCGGUACAGAUGCACCUGGCAGGAGUCUGCAUACCUGGAAUAUGUGGGAAGGCGAUGAAUUCCAACCCCUCGUUUAUACCGCGAUUGCCGGCUUCACUGCCGCACAAUUAUUUCUUCUGGUCGUCGGGAGAUUGAAUCUUUGCACUUCGAGGGUCCCUAUCCAUCGCCCAUUUCAGCUCUGGUUUCGGCGGAGGGAGAUCUUUGGCGCUUUCAAGGCUGACAUAAGAGCUGGUUGGUCGAGCACAAAGUGUUUUCUGCAGCAUCCAAUACCUUUUUUCGCAUCGAUACGGAACAUUAGAUUCCGCCACGCAGCCAAAGUCACGAGAAUACACAAGCAUCCCGUCUCCCAUUUCGUCAUCGACGUUCUAACACUUUGUGUUCUGCUCGGAGUCAUGGUCUUAGGACCCCUGAUCAUUGUCGCUUUCAUUAUAUGGAUUGAAUCGUAUAUCCAUUCAGAUGGCGAGCCGAACGAGCAAGUUCAGGCUGUUGGCCAAUGGCAAUUCAUAGUCCAGAUCGGCAUUGUCAUUCUCGCGGCGGUGAUCCUGAGGCUGCGGUAUAAAGUGGCUUCGGAGGAAGAGGUCCAAAGGGAUCUGCGACACGCAAGGGCCCAGGUCGAAAAGCUGGAACGGGUUGCAGAAAAGAAGAGAAUGCACAGAGAGGAUUCGGCUACGAGGAGAAAGGAGCGAGUGAGGUAUACAUGCUUCUUCCGCCGGCGGAAAAGAAAUGCUGGAAGUCAGGAAGAUGAACAAAAGCAGGUUUCUGCAUCAUCGGCUUCUGCAGAAGGAGUCCAGGGGCUAUCGCAGGAGAUCAGAGAGGAUAAAAGACAGGUCGUGUCGUUGCCCAGAGGUCCGGCGCCAUGA
Cladophialophora psammophila CBS 110553 is the source of this 1638-nucleotide messenger RNA. RefSeq lists its product as uncharacterized. The transcript has a single exon. The record is from RefSeq and is a predicted model, not a curated record. Lineage: Eukaryota; Fungi; Ascomycota; Eurotiomycetes; Chaetothyriales; Herpotrichiellaceae. Bases 1 to 1638 code for a protein of 545 amino acids.